AUGGGCAUCGGCCGUCCUCUUCUGAAUGUCAUGGACAUGGCGAAAGUUGUGCGCGAAAAGGAGAUCAAAAAGUUGAACAAGGAAUGGGAGUCUAAACUAUUACGCCGCCAUCUUCGUGACAAACGUCGUCAAGCCACACUCCAAUAUCAGUUGGAGCAAAUGCGCUCUUAUUUGAUGGGGCCUACUGAAGAAAAGAAGCAAGAGAUUAUGCUAGAGAACGGCUUUGUCUUCAAGUACCCUUCAAAGGCAGCCAUUACCAAAGGCACUCUUUGCAAUGUGGUGCAGUGGUUAACAUGUCGAGAGUAUACGCUGCAAUGUCAUGCGGCUAGUAUCGCUGGGGGUAUUGAUAAGACCGAGGCGAGGUAG
Molecule: messenger RNA, 366 nt
Organism: Protopolystoma xenopodis
Lineage: Eukaryota; Metazoa; Platyhelminthes; Monogenea; Polystomatidea; Polystomatidae
Source: the annotation of a GenBank genome assembly